Molecule: messenger RNA, 1743 nt
Organism: Betta splendens (Siamese fighting fish)
Lineage: Eukaryota; Metazoa; Chordata; Actinopteri; Anabantiformes; Osphronemidae
Product: histone H1-like
Exons: 1
Coding region: 704-1297 (197 amino acids)
Biological process (GO): nucleosome assembly
Cellular component (GO): nucleosome
Molecular function (GO): structural constituent of chromatin; DNA binding
Source: RefSeq, a predicted model, not a curated record
AGAAGGAAGUUAUGAGAGAUGGCAACAGAUUAGGCGAAGGUUAUGUAUAGUUUUUAGUUAUUUUUAGUUAUUUUUAUAGUAUAGUUUUUAUAGUUUUCGCUAAGGUUUGCUACAUUUCAAAUCACACAUUAAACCGUUCGCUGCAGUUCAUGGAUCAAACUCAUUGUCCUCAGUAUUAAGAGGAAGUGACUGAAACUCAUCCAUGAGUUUCGUGUGUUUGCUGCCUCAACAAAAGCUUCUGUUUAUUUUAACACGACCUUCGACUGAUGCUGCUUCUACUUUCACUCUGUGAACCAACACGUGGGGAAGCAGGAAAACGAUUCUGGUGCUUGUUUGAUCCAAUUUCAGUGAUUUUAGGACAGAAAUGAUCAGAGUAGCGCUGUUCAGGACGCGGAGUAGCUCAAGUCUGGAGGCUCCAUGGACAGAACGCGGGCACCGAACGAGCUCCACAUGAUCUGGACAUGAAGUCACGCGUGUCCGCUAUCGGCUCCCUUUACUGUCCGCCUUCGGCGCUUCUCUCUCGGUGACUUUGAGCGGUUUAAUCGGUGCAGAGAAAACACAAGUGUCUCGAUGUCACAGCGCCCAGAGGAGCUCGAGCCGAUUGAGUCUCCGCGGUUCUCAUAGUGUGUUUAAGAACCGCCUCCUGCUUAGGAUUCUUUACACUCUGACUCUAGUAUCGUGAGAAGGAAGCUACUUUGAGAAAAUGGCAGAAGAAGCUCCAGCUGCAGCUCCAGCCCCGGCCAAAGCCGCAAAAAAGAAGGCCACCAAGCCCAAGAAGAGCGGCCCCAGCGUAGGUGAGCUGAUCGUUAAAGCCGUAUCCGAGUCCAAGGAGCGGACCGGCGUGUCCAUUGUCGCCCUGAAGAAGGCUCUGGCUGCCGGAGGCUACGACGUAGAGAAGAACAAUUCUCGGGUCAAGAUCGCUAUCAAGAACCUGGUCAAUAAAGAAAUCCUGAUCCAGACCAAAGGAACCGGCGCGUCCGGCUCCUUCAAGAUCAACAAGAAGACCGACACCAAGCCCAAGAAGCCCGCGGCCAAGAAGCCUGCUCCCGCAGCCGCUAAGAAGCCCAAAGCAGCGGCAGCAAAGAAGCCGGCGGCCGCUAAGAAGUCCCCGAAGAAGGCGAAGAAGCCCGCAGCGGCCAAGAAGGCGGCCAAGAGCCCGAAGAAGACGGCAAAGAGCCCCAAGAAGGCAGCAAAAAGCCCCAAGAAGGUGGUGAAGAAGGCCGCUGCUGCCAAGAAGGCUCCGGCCAAGAAGGCAGCGAAGCCCAAAGCCAAGAAGACCGCGGCCAAGAAGAAGUGAGCGGCUCGGUCCACAACGAUUCUGACACAAAGGCUCUUUUCAGAGCCAACACUUCAACUGGAGGGCAAACACCUGUUAUAUCAGCUGGAAAACGCAGGAAAGCAGAUUGUUAUGACUUUAUUACUUUUACUGCAUUAAGUUUUACAAGUUUUACAUCCACCAACAUAUCCAGAAAUAAAAAACAUCACACUAAAUCACACUAAUAAUAAUGAAAGCAGCAACACUGUCAUCAAUAAUUACCUACUACACUCAGUGUUUAUACACCUAAAGGGAUUUAUUUCUGUCUCCAUUAUAUCACUUUAUUUGCAUUAUAAUCUGCUCACUGAUUGGUUGUACAUAUUUUCUAAGGUUUGACUAUAAAGUAUGAUCCACUGAAAGAGUUCCAGAUGUUCUGGUGUCCAUUUCUCUUCCAGUGCAAUAUAAUACAAUAAACAAUAUGAACAUGA